AGCAUCCCUGAAAAAACAGAAGACGCUCUAGGGUUUUUGACUGCUAUAUAUGUUGUGAUAGCGGAACUAGUCUACAGUUUUCCGCCACUGCGAGCGAAGCUAGGGUUUUGGGAUUCUUCUCAAUUUCUUCUGCGCAAAUCGGAAUCAUGGGGCACUCCAAUGUGUGGAACUCUCAUCCCAAGAACUAUGGACCUGGUUCUCGCGCCUGCCGUGUGUGUGGGAACCCUCAUGGAUUGAUCAGGAAGUACGGCCUUAUGUGCUGCAGGCAGUGCUUCCGUAGCAAUGCCAAGGAAAUUGGCUUCAUUAAGUAUCGCUGAAGGACUAGUGUCCACCUGCCCCUCCCGGGUUUAGAUUCUGGCAUUAGGCGGUUGAUGACGUGGGGAUGAUUUUCUUCGUCGAAGAACUUGAGAAUAUUUGUGGCAUUUAGCUAAGUUAAUUAUCAGACCUGUCUUGUGGAACUAAGAAUAUUUGUUUUUUAUAUAAUUGGUUUGAGCGAUCUACAUCUUUCUCUGUGAUCCAUUUAUGAUUAUGCAAAUCUUUUAUAAAUUGAAU
Abrus precatorius (Indian licorice) is the source of this 552-nucleotide messenger RNA. Its product is annotated as 40S ribosomal protein S29. The record is from RefSeq and is a predicted model, not a curated record. The transcript has 3 exons. Bases 147 to 317 code for a protein of 56 amino acids. Gene Ontology annotation, biological process: translation. Gene Ontology annotation, molecular function: zinc ion binding; structural constituent of ribosome. Gene Ontology annotation, cellular component: cytosolic small ribosomal subunit; ribosome. NCBI's taxonomy places the organism in Eukaryota, Viridiplantae, Streptophyta, Magnoliopsida, Fabales, Fabaceae.